AAGUUGCGGAAGUCCAGUGGGAGAAGGAACGAUAACCGCGAAACGUGGCAUUCAUUGGCUGGCUUGUUGUGGAGCGUUGUUGCCGACUGCCGAGAAGCGGAACGCCGAUGAUCGCGACGGUGUUGAGCGGAACCAAGGCGAAGGGACCCGCCGGCGGCGGCGCCUCCUCCUCGCAGCAGACGAUCAGGCUCGCCCCGCUUGAGGUCGCGGAGUGCUGCUGCUGCGGGUUCAGGGAGGAGUGCACGCCCGGCUACGCGCGGCGCGUGAGGGAGCGGCACGGAGGCCGGUGGGUGUGCGGUCUCUGCGAGGAGGCUGUCAAGGACGCGAUGGCGGCGGCGGCAGGGGGAGGGCCGGGGAGGGAGGCGGCGAAGCUGGAGGAGGAGCUGAGCCGGCAUUCCGAGCUCUGCAAGCGGUGCCAAUCUCCAGUCGCGGGGCAUUCUGCGGAGGAACUGAUAGACCGUCUAAAGCAUCUUCUGCGGCGAAUCCUGAACGCUCAACGCCGGGAAGGGGGAGGCUGAAGAUCCGGCGAACCACACCGGAGCGAGCUCGAAUUGCAGGCAAAAAUGGGGACGCGCACGUGGUUUUAAGAGCAUCAUCGGACCUAGGUAGACUAUCAUAUCG
Rhodamnia argentea is the source of this 621-nucleotide messenger RNA. RefSeq lists its product as uncharacterized. Bases 108 to 518 code for a protein of 136 amino acids. The transcript is spliced from 2 exons. NCBI's taxonomy places the organism in Eukaryota, Viridiplantae, Streptophyta, Magnoliopsida, Myrtales, Myrtaceae. The record is from RefSeq and is a predicted model, not a curated record.